This is a messenger RNA of Naegleria fowleri, 1365 nucleotides long. RefSeq lists its product as uncharacterized. NCBI's taxonomy places the organism in Eukaryota, Heterolobosea, Eutetramitea, Acrasida, Naegleriidae. The transcript has a single exon. The record is from RefSeq and is a predicted model, not a curated record. The coding region runs from base 1 to 1365 and encodes 454 amino acids.
AUGAAACGAGGUCGUCGUCCAAAGAAAGCAGCAGAAAGUGAAGAAGACGAUGCAAAGAACCACCAACAGGUCAAAGCUAAAAGUUCGCGAAAAAAGACCAAAGCAUCACCAGAAGCUUCCGAUAAUGAUGAUGCUGCAAUCGUUGUAGAAAGCGCCAGCAAUGAAGCCUCUACAUCAAAGGCUCUCAAUUCCAUAUUGGAAGAGGAAGUGGAACGUAUUUGCAAAAUUGAAAAUAUCGGAGAAUAUGAAGAACGUUUUAAUCAUCUUGAUCAACAAAUAUUGGAAUUAGAGGCAGAACGACAAGCUGUAUUGAAAGUAUUGAAAAUACAUCCAAAAACCAGAGUUGCCUACUCGACCAUCAAUCGAUUUGAGAAAACAAAAGAAGGUUUGCAGAAUGCCAAGUUUCACAAAUUGGGUGCCGAUUGCUUGGGUUUGAUUUUCAAUUUUCUAUUUCAUCAUGAAGUCGUUGAAUGGAGCGUCAUUAAGAGAUUAACUGAACUCUCGACCAACUUGAAAGAUGCCAUUCAACAAUAUUGUUCUUGCAUCCUUGGUUUGUGUAAAAUAACUAAGGUCAACAAGAAUGCAACCCCUCCACCAUUUAAAGCAUUGAUUGGUGUUGAAAUUGUUGUCACACAAACCUGCGAUACUGCGACAGAUUCUUUGUUGAAAACGAAUCCCAAUUUAACUCAAUUAUUUAUUAGGGAAGACUUGGAAAAGAACAAAAAGAUUACAUUCUCACAAAGAAUUGUUAACAAAAUCGACACAUUGGUCUGUUAUGGCAGUCACAGCACGGCAUCGAGCUUAAGUUUUGAUGUAUUUACCAACGUGAAAAAAUAUUGCUACAUUUCUUACAAGAAUAUUCCAACACCUCCACCCAAUGCAAAACAUAUCGUAUAUGCUUACCCAAUUUGUGAAGGCUCUUAUGCAACUGUUUCUCAUCUUCCCGAUUCAGUCGAAGUAUUAACGAUUUGCCUUCCAAACUGUCCUAAAGCUGGAGGAAAUGUGGACUCCAAAUCGGCGUCAAAAGCCGCUGAAUAUUUGAAAAAUUUAAUAUAUUUAAGGUACUUUGGAUUUAACUCAAAAACCAAGAGGCCAGACCUUCAAGGAUCGUAUACAUUCGAAUCACACCUUUAUGUCAUGCAGCCAAUUCCAACCAAAGACGUACAAUCACAUUAUUCAAGGACCCAAAUCUCGAAUGCAAAGCAUGUCCAUUCCAUGUUAUUCACUGAUGUUCCUGCCGACUUGUUCCAUCGACUGCGUCACGAAUUUGAUUUUGACGCUUCUAAAUUUGAUGAAUUUGACCUUCCGACACACUAUUCAGAUUUUGUUCUCUCCAGAAUUAGCAGCAACAAUAAACAGAAGUAG